Messenger RNA from Talaromyces marneffei, 1857 nucleotides. RefSeq lists its product as uncharacterized. The record is from RefSeq and is a predicted model, not a curated record. Gene Ontology annotation, molecular function: protein binding. The coding region runs from base 1 to 1857 and encodes 618 amino acids. Gene Ontology annotation, cellular component: cytoplasm. The transcript is spliced from 5 exons. Lineage: Eukaryota; Fungi; Ascomycota; Eurotiomycetes; Eurotiales; Trichocomaceae.
AUGGCUUGUGAACAAGUGGUCGUCACCCUCACCCCGGUUUACUCGCCCGAUACUCUCCCCUUUCGAUCUCUCACUUUCUUAUCAAGCAACGAUACCGUGCCUGUCGGCCGAGCGUCGAAAUCAGAGACCAAGAACCUCGUCCCUAGUCACGAUAAUGGCUGGUUUGAUUCUCGUGUGAUGUCUCGUGAGCAUGCCGUGAUCGGUGUCAAGAUGGAGGAUAAAACCGUUUACGUCCGUGAUCACGGCUCUCUACAUGGCACACAACUCAACGACGUCAAGAUUACACCAAAACAGAACACUACUGUCACGAGCGGUGAUGUGUUGACCUUUGGCAGUGAAAUCUCUCGUGGGGCUCAAACCUUCCGACCGAUCGCUGUUCGUCUCGAUUGCCAGUGGCACGAAAAGCGUAUCGUCCCAGCUACUACGAAGCCAACUACGAAUACUUUCUCCGUUCCUGAUGAAGAAGAUGAUGUAGUCGAAGUCACUGAUUACAAGGCAGUCUCAGCUCCGCAAAAGACCUCACCAUGGUCAGAUUCUUCCGACAUGGAAUAUGGUAACGAUAUGAGCCGUCCCUUCGAUUUGACUUCACCCAUCACUUCACCUGAAAUCAAGGUCUCCCAGUUGCCCACAAAGCCACUUAACGAUGCAACUGUUGCUGCUAGCGCCCAUCAGACCAUUUUCACAACCAGUGAAGCGGUUGUUCCUCCAUCUAGCCCGCCUGUUUUCUGUGCAGCUUCUCCCGAGCAGUCAGAAGACGAAAACCAAUCUGAAUUCGAAGAGGAAGAGGGUGGUAGCGAAUCCGAGGAUUCUACAGGUGAAGAACAAAAGGGAAUGUUCGAUGAUGAUUCAGAGGACAGCGAGGAUGAUCAUUAUGAAGGUAGUGAUUGGGGCGAGGACACAGAGCUUUGUGACGCUCAAGCACCUGCUUUCUCUGUCUUUGAAGGCGAAAUGGCUCGACGAACGGGAAGCUUCAAGGUCAACGAAGUCGAAUCUUCUGCUUGUGGUGAGAACCAGGCCACUUCGCAGGUACCAAACCAGCCAAAUUUGACAAGCCAGACUCCGGCCCCAGAUUAUCUUCUCCCACGCGUUCCUAGUCCAUCAGACAAGGCGAUGGCAAAGCCGAUGGAAAUCCCAGCUCCAGCAGUAACCCCCUCUCUUGCUCCCGCACUUCAGCCUUACAGCCACUUUCCACCAGCAAAUGUGGCAAUUCAGGCUUGGGCUAGCCGCAACCAGGGUCCUUCCAACUCGACUUUCAAUGAGGCUAGUGCUUUGACCAACAGCUUUGUUUCUAACAACGCUAAUGAAUCGUUCCCUUUUGGUCCUCAUCGUUCAUCAGGAGGGUAUUUGCGCCACAUGGCAAACGAUGUCUCGAUUCAAUGCUCGCCUGGUUUCUACAUGAAGCCUCUUUACUCAGGCAAUGAAGAACCAGAGGGCGUCAAGAAGGUCGAGAAGCCUGUACACACGCCAACGACUCGGGUUUCAGUUACGGAUAUUGUUGAAGCUAAUACUCAGAGCCAUCCUUCCUCUUCUAACAAGCUCAAACGCAAGGCAAACGACUUUGGGGCUGAUCUGAAGGAGGAUUCUCAAGAGACUAGCAGUUCUCAAGACAGCAUUACGGAUGCACAGCCACGCCCUGACAUGCAGGAGCUCGAGCUCACGCAGUCACAGAUCCCCGAUACUCAGCCAAUCAAAGAAGUUGCUCAUACAGACAACGAGGAGCAUCGUCGUAAGCGUGUCAAGCAAAACCAAGCUUACACCUUCAUGAAGUAUGCAGCUGUUGCUGCCAUUGGCGCCGCUGUUGGCAGCAUUGGCACAAUCGCUGGUCUUUCAUCUCUUCCUGCUGAUUUCUUCAACUAG